Molecule: messenger RNA, 852 nt
Organism: Lolium perenne
Lineage: Eukaryota; Viridiplantae; Streptophyta; Magnoliopsida; Poales; Poaceae
Product: protein FAR1-RELATED SEQUENCE 5-like
Biological process (GO): regulation of DNA-templated transcription
Molecular function (GO): zinc ion binding
Source: RefSeq, a predicted model, not a curated record
AUGGACGGAAAGAAACCAUCGAUUAUCAUGACAGAUCAGGACAAGGCAAUUAAAUCUGCAAUAGAUGAUGUUCUGUUUUCAAUAUGGCACAGAUUUUGUUUAUGGCAUAUCAUGAACAAUUGUUCAGAUAAAAUGGGAGGUUUCAUGGCUGCUAGGGAAGGGAUGGAAGAUGAGAUGAGGAAUAUAAUCAUGGACUCCCUUACAAUUGAAGAAUUUGAAAGCAAGUGGAAUGCCAUGAUUGAGAAGUACGAUGCAGCCAGUAGCAAACAUUUGCCCUUAAUGUGGAAAUGCAGAUCACAGUGGGUACCUGUGUACUUCCGAAAAGUUUUCUGCCCUUUCAUCCGUACAACAGGUCGCAGCGAAGGGAUGAAUUCCAUAUUCAAGGAUUACGUGAAGCGCAAGGACACACUAGAAACAUUCCUUGUCCAGUACGAGUUGUUUCAAGAAACAAUCAUUGAAGCGGAAAAUGAUGACAGAUUUGUAUCGAUUGGUCUCGAGCCAAUAUAUUGGGGCCACAACCUUGUCGAGAAACAUGCUGGAAAGAUCUACACUCGGGGAAUUUUCUUCAAGUUCCAAGAUGAAAUGCACAAUUCAACAGCCUUUGGAGUUGAAGUAAUAGAAGAAAACAAAAUUUAUAACCUGAAGAAGAAUUUCAACUACAAAGGGCAAGAAUUCCAUCAGCAGUCUUUCCGUGUAGAAGUUGACAGAACAAAUGAGUUGUUUGAUUGCAUCUGUGGGAAGUUUGAACGAGAUGGCAUACUGUGCUGUCAUGUUUUACGACUCUUCACACGAUUUGACAUAAAUCAAAUCCCGAGAUCAUUACAUCAACAAGCGAUGGACCAAAGAAUAUAG